AUGCCACGUACGGCAAAGCUGUCGGACGAAGAAGAGGCGUAUUUUGGGGGGCAUUCUCGGGCGACCGCGGCCAACCGCCCGUGGGUGACGUUGACUUGGGCCCAAUCUCUCGACGGCAUGAUCGCAGGCCGCCCGGGCACCCAGACGUAUCUGUCUGGCAUCAAGUCGAAGGCGGCAACGCACCUCCUCCGCUCCGUCCACUCCGCCAUCCUCGUAGGUGGCCGUACCGCCCAAGUCGACGAUCCGUCGUUAAACUGCCGGUAUCCUGGGAAGGACCGGUCGCCUCGGCCGGUGAUCCUGGAUCCGUCCCGCGUCUGGCAGAAGCCAGAGAAGAGCACCGUUCUGCGGCUGGCCAACGACAGCCAAGCCUCCUUCCCGCUGGUCGUGCGUCGCAGCGACGACUCCGGCGAGGAGAUUGGUUGGCCGAUGGAGACGGUCAAAAUCGAGGCCAAUGCGACCAUUCCCGACGGCCGCAAGCACAUCAAGUGGGACGACAUCCUCGCCGCGCUGCACGAGAGGCAUAUUGGCAGCAUCAUGAUUGAAGGCGGCGCUUCCAUCAUCCGCGACCUCCUCAAGCGGCCUGAUCUCGUCGACGAGGUCAUCAUCACCAUCGCUCCGACCUUCAUCGGCGAGCAGGGCGUCCCGAUUGCUCCGAAAGGCUCUGAGAACCCGGCCUCACUCAAGAACGUGCGGUACCUGCAACUGGGCGACGACAUGAUGAUGACUGGACAAUUGAGUGGCAGCAGCCCGCGGCCCAUGCCACCACCUCGCCCAUCGGGUUGA
Zymoseptoria tritici IPO323 is the source of this 783-nucleotide messenger RNA. RefSeq lists its product as uncharacterized. Gene Ontology annotation, biological process: riboflavin biosynthetic process. Bases 1 to 783 code for a protein of 260 amino acids. The transcript has a single exon. NCBI's taxonomy places the organism in Eukaryota, Fungi, Ascomycota, Dothideomycetes, Mycosphaerellales, Mycosphaerellaceae. The record is from RefSeq and is a predicted model, not a curated record. Gene Ontology annotation, molecular function: 5-amino-6-(5-phosphoribosylamino)uracil reductase activity.